This is a messenger RNA of Hemibagrus wyckioides, 5508 nucleotides long. RefSeq names its product excision repair cross-complementation group 6 (gene ercc6). The transcript has 20 exons. Gene Ontology annotation, cellular component: nucleus. Gene Ontology annotation, molecular function: ATP-dependent chromatin remodeler activity; ATP binding. Gene Ontology annotation, biological process: transcription-coupled nucleotide-excision repair. The coding region runs from base 165 to 4352 and encodes 1395 amino acids. The record is from RefSeq and is a predicted model, not a curated record. NCBI's taxonomy places the organism in Eukaryota, Metazoa, Chordata, Actinopteri, Siluriformes, Bagridae.
UUUGGUGAGCUGCUGUUUCGCCCUUCACGAGCUCUUACGUGGUUAAUUGUGUAACUAGCAUGUGUUAUGAGUAGUACACUUAGGAAGAAAGCGAAUUUCAAUGGAUGUAACUGUACACGAAUAAAUUUUUGAACAGAAACAGAUCGUUCUGAAGCUACAUUAAUAUGCCUAUAGACAAUAAUGAGGACUCAGACUGCCCUGCAUUGUCCAGUCCAGUGAGUGCUCUAACACCAGGAGGGAAAGAGGACAAUGGGUCCAGCAGGGUAUCGAGUGGCCUCUCCAUCCCGGAGAGCAGUCAGGAAGAGCCAGCUGCUGCAGCCUGCCCUAGUAAUGCUGGACCAGAAAACUCCAGGAAAUCACAGCUCCUGCUCCAGAUCAACCGUCAGGAGAUCCAGGCGGUGGCUCAGAAUGAUCAAGCAGCCGAGCUCCAGGGUUUGGGAGUGGACGUGUAUGAUCAGGAUGUUUUGGAGCAAGGAGUACUUCAGCAGGUGGACCGAGCCUUCCAGGAGGCCAAACAGGCCACAGCGAGGGCUGAUGCGGAGAAAGAAUAUGAAUCGGUUCUGGAUGAUGUCAGGUCAUGCACAAGUGCUCUAAAACACAUCAACAAGAUAUUAGAGCAGCUUACUCCUUAUGCCGCCUCCAGCAAGGACAUCAGCCGGAAAAUCGACUCUGUCAAAAGGCAAAAAGAAAACAAGGAGAAGCAGUUAAAAAAGAUCCGAGCCAAGCAGAGACGUUUACAGGCCUUUCUGAGUGGAGAGGAUAUUCAGAAGAUCGAGGCAGAGUUAUUGACUGAAGAUGACACAGAGGCAGGCCCAUCCACUCAGGGCAGCAUGCUCAUGCCUGCUCAGGAGACGGAGUGGGAAGAGCUCAUCCGCACAGGUCAGAUGACCCCUUUUGGCACACGCAUCCCUCAAAAGCAAGAGAAGAAGGAACCACGCAAGUUGAUGCUUAGCGAAAACUCUGGCUUUGACCAGUACCUCGCCGACCAAGCUAAAAUGGCAGAGAGCAGAAAGAAACCUACCCCAAAGAAGAAGGGGAAGGUGUCCAGGAGUUCUGCAGAAGUCCAAAAAAACAAGCCGUCUUCCAAGCAGGAAAAGAAACUGCAGAAACGGAUGCAGAAACUCCAAAGGACUGCCCUAAAGGCUCACCCCAAAGCAAGGCCCAAAACUGAGAAAGAAUUUCCCCAGACCAGACGGAAGAGCUACAGGGACGAUGGCUCGGACAGCGAGGGCUCUGAGUAUGUGCCUAGUGAUGAGCUUAUGGAUCCUGAGGAACCAGAGCGAGAUGAUGAGUUCUGGCAGGAUGAAAAGGAAGAGUAUGAACUUAAACCUUAUAAGAAGAAGAAGGAAACUAAAACGAAGAAGUCAAAAAAAGAGGAUGAGAGCGAUGAAUACCUUCCCAGCUGUUCUGAGGACGAGGACACUGAUAAAAAAGUCAAGGUGAAGAAAUAUAAAGAUGACGGGGAUAUUGAAUACUACAGGAAAAGAAUUAGGAAUUGGAAGAGGCAGAGACUCCAAGAGAAAGAGCAGAAGAGGCAAGCAGAAGAGGACGAGUCUGAAGAGAGUGAUGCAGAGUUUGAUGAAGGUUUUAAGAUGCCAGGAUUUCUCUGGAAGAAACUCUUCAAGUAUCAGCAGACAGGUGUCAGGUGGAUGUGGGAACUGCACUGCCAGCAAGCAGGAGGCAUUCUGGGAGAUGAGAUGGGCCUUGGCAAGACCAUCCAAGUAAUAGCUUUCCUGGCAGGCCUGAGCUACAGCAAGUUAAAGACACGCGGCUCCAAUUACAGGUAUGCUGGAUUGGGACCCACAGUCAUUGUAUGCCCAGCCACAGUCAUGCACCAGUGGGUGAAGGAGUUCCAUACCUGGUGGCCUCCAUUCCGUGUGGCGGUUCUCCAUGAAACGGGUUCUUUUAAUAAUAAGAAGGAGAAGCUCAUCCCCGAGAUAGUCGCUAGUCACGGGAUCCUCAUUACGUCUUACUCAUAUGUACGCAUUAUGCAGGAUUACAUUCAGAAAUACGACUGGCAUUACAUCAUUUUGGAUGAGGGCCAUAAAAUUAGGAACCCAAAUGCAGGUGUCACUGUUGCAUGCAAGCAGUUCCGGACCCCUCAUCGGUUCAUCCUCUCUGGUUCUCCCAUGCAGAAUAACCUGAAGGAGCUUUGGUCCCUUUUUGACUUUGUGUUUCCAGGGAAACUAGGCACGCUCCCUGUAUUCAUGGAGCAGUUCUCAGUGCCUAUUACCAUGGGGGGAUAUUCUAAUGCCUCUCCAGUGCAGGUGCAGACAGCCUAUAAAUGUGCCUGUGUCUUACGCGACACCAUCAAUCCGUACCUGCUGAGGAGGAUGAAGGCUGAUGUAAAGGCCAAUCUCUCAUUACCCGACAAAAAUGAGCAGGUACUGUUCUGUAGAUUAACCGAAGAACAGCGGCAAGUCUAUCAGAACUUUUUGGAUUCCAAGGAAGUGUAUCAGAUUCUGAAUGGAGAUAUGCAAAUUUUCUCUGGCUUGAUAGCCUUGAGGAAGAUUUGUAACCACCCAGACCUGUUCACUGGUGGACCGCGCAUGCUGAGAGGAAUACCUGCAGAGCAACUGACUGAAGAGGAGCACUUUGGCUACUGGAAGCGCUCGGGCAAGCUAAUAGUAGUGGAGUCUCUGCUCAGGCUGUGGUUCAAACAGGGACACAGAGUCUUGCUCUUCACUCAGUCCAGACAGAUGCUGGAGAUCCUGGAGGUGUUUGUCAGGGAAAAUGGAUACACCUACCUCAAAAUGGAUGGCACCACCACCAUCGCGUCUAGGCAGCCGCUCAUAACGCAGUACAAUGAGAACAAGGAUAUAUUUAUUUUCCUUUUGACGACCAAAGUUGGAGGAUUAGGCAUCAACCUGACUGGUGCAAACAGAGUAAUUAUCUAUGAUCCAGACUGGAACCCCAGCACAGACACUCAGGCCCGUGAACGUGCUUGGAGAAUAGGGCAGAAACAGCAGGUGACUGUUUACAGGCUGCUCACUGCUGGGACCAUUGAAGAGAAGAUUUACCACAGGCAAAUCUUCAAGCAGUUUCUCACAAAUCGAGUACUCAAGGAUCCAAAACAGCGCCGUUUUUUCAAGUCUAAUGACAUUUACGAGCUCUUCACACUUAGCAAUCCUGACGGCUCCCAGGGAACUGAGACCAGUGCAAUUUUUGCAGGCACUGGCUCAGAUGUACAGAUUCCAAAGAGACGCAAGGCACCUCAUCCUUCACCAUCAAACCUGCAACAAAUGUCAUCAAAGCCAGAGAAAUCCCAGCCGUCUUCACUGUGUAAAGAAAAUGCUUCGUCUGAGCCUUUUAACAGAAGCACACCAACUCUCAAUGGCCUAUCCAGCAAUAAUGCCAACAAGGAAAGUGACUCUUUAGAUGUUACAUCCACAUCAAACUCCAACACUCCUCAGAAACACAGGGACAAGAAAAAGCACUGUGAUGUGACAGAGGCAACGAGUCAGCCCACAGAUGAACAUAAACAUAAGCAUAAAAAGCGUAAACACAAAGAAGAUGCCCGGUUUGAGGGUCAUCGAAUCUCUCACCUGGUGAAAAAGAGGAGAUACAAAAAAGAAGACAGCGAGGAUCAGAAAGAGACAAAAGAUGAGCAGAAGAACGAUGACUAUGUUCUCGCCAAACUCUUCAAGAAGUCUGGGAUCCACAGUGUUAUGAAGCAUGACACAAUCAUGGAGGCAUCAAACCCAGACUAUGUCCUGGUGGAAGCUGAGGCCAACCGGGUUGCUAAAGAUGCACUUAAAGCUCUGAAAGUGUCCAGACAGCACUGCAGGCUGCCAUUCAGAGGAUCUGCACCAGCAACACCAGCCCCUGUCAGGAAAAGAUUUGGACAGAAGAAGAACUCUCUUCUCAACAAGUCCUUGAAUACAACACAAAAAACAGGAGAGAAAUGCAAGGAUGCAGAGGUGAUAAAGAAAGUAGGCAUCAAGAAAGCAGUAUCUUCUGCCCACUUCAGUGGUGAGGGAGUGGAUGAAGAAGCGCUUUCUAGCUCCCUCUCCUCCUCCUCACUCUUAGCCAGAAUGAAGGCCAGGAAUCAUGUAAGCUUACCUCAGAGCCAAGAUGAAGAAGAAGAUGAUAAUGAGCAAAGAGCACAGUCUUCCACUCCACAUGCUUCCCCUACUGAGCACGAUGAGCUACUGGUGGAUUUGAGGAACUUUGUGGCUUUCCAGGCUCAGGUUGAUGGCCAAGCCAGCACUCAGGAGAUCUUGGAGUAUUUCACGCCGAGAUUGACCUCCACACAGACUCCAGUGUUCAGAGAAUUGCUUAGGAAUAUCUGUGACUUCCAUAGGCUUCCAGGAAAAGAGGGGAUGUGGAAACUCAAAGCUGAGUUCAGAUGAAAUGAAGAGAAUAUGUACUGUAUACUGUUUAUAGAUUUUAUAAAUUUCCGAAUCCUUACCAUAUGUGGUACGAGUCUGCACUGGAAUAAAUUAAGUCAUUUUUCAUGGUUAAUGUAUAUUAUUGUGGUCAUGUAGCAUGUUGUUCAAUAACAUGCAAUUGAUAUAAAAUACCUUGUUAUAAAUUUCAUUUAAAUCAUUUUGUACUUUAUUUUUGCAAUAUACUUGACAGGAUUUUGUUUAUUUUUUCUGCACUUUUUUCGUUUGUUAAACCUGAGAUUUACUUGAUAAUGUGCUCUGUAUAACUGACAAUGAACACUUGUCAUUCAGGGAGUUAAACAUGGGCUACAAAUGUGACUGUAUUAAACUUUCUGUUUUGUUUUUGUCAACUGUAAAAACUUUAUUGGGUAAUGUCAAUCUUUUUUUUGGGCACAGUGUUGUUUCUGUUUUGUGUAGAUAUAUACAAAUUAGUUUGAACCCAUUUUAGUGCUGCAUUUCAAUGUAUUUAUAUAGAACAGAAUUCUGUGAUUGUAGUUAGAUGGUUUCAACAGUAAGGUAUAAUGUUAAACUAUAUUAAUACCAGCCAAAUGGGUCCAAAUAUUUUGUUGUGUCUGAAUUAUUUGAUUAUUUUUUCCAUAAUUCAGUGUUGGGGAAAGAUCCUCCAUAUACAUAUUUCUCAUAUUAUGCACAUACAGCCAUGGAAUAAAAAGGUUAUUAUGGUGUAGCUGAGAUUAUUUUUAAUUGCCUCCUUACUGUUGCUCAGGUUAAUUCAUUGGUUUAAUUGCUGAAGUGGCAUUUUGUUAUACAGGCAAUUUCUGUAUUUUUCCUCCUCCUAGAGAGAUGGAACAUAUACCUGCUUUUCAGUGAUAUCUACUUUGGUAACUAAAUAUAAAAUUACACAUAAUUAGCCUAGAUUGCUUUUGGAUUUAUGUUCUCUUUUAAACUGCAUGAGUCAAUAAGAGCACAGUGUGGCUUCAGGUCCCGCUGACCGUGGUGCUGAAAUUCCACUCACACUUCACUCUGCGCAUGUGCCUUCCACCACGCUCCUAAAUGUUCUAAAUGCUAAUUGAUAUAAAUGCAUUAUUUCUUUUAUUUGUUAUUGGGUGUAAUGAAAACUUCAUCUCAUUUUUUUGUGGGAAAAAUAAAACUUUUAAAAGAC